CUUUCACAGCCAUAGUCUCGUCAACGAAUGGGACGCAGAGCUCACCGACUGCUUAGCACGACCGGCACUACCACAACUGCUGCAACAACACAAGACAGUAGCAUGUGCGUGCCCCCCACGCCGCCGAGCAGCAUCGCGACGCAAUGCGAUUAUGCAGUAGAAGUGGACAACCUCGACUUCGCCUAUCCCUCGUCGCUGCCGGGCGAGGACGAGCACCUCGUGCUCAAGAACUUUUGCAUGCAGCUCAAGCCGGGCUCGCGCUGUCUAUUGCUGGGCGCGAACGGCUCCGGCAAAAGCACGCUGCUCAAAGUUUUAGCGGGCAAGCACUUAACCAAGGGCGACCGCGUCAAGGUCAUGGGCACGGACGCCUUCCGGGACCUGAAGCUCAACCUCACGCGCGCGUUCCUCGACACGCAGUGGGGUAUGAGGACCGUGGCCUUUGCCGGGUAUGGAUGUCCUCUCCAAGCCGAUAUCAGAGUAGGCGGCAUGAUGGAGAAGCUCCAGUCGCAAUACCCGGAGCGAAGGGACGAGCUCGUCAAGCUGCUGGGCGUUAAUCCCGAGUGGCGCAUGCACCGCGUCAGCGACGGGCAGCGGCGGCGCGUGCAGCUGUUGCUUGGUCUGGUGCGGCCCUUCGACAUCCUUUUGUUGGAUGAAGUGACCACGUGCCUCGACGUGAUCGUCCGCCAAGAUCUCAUGCGGUGGCUCCAGAAGGAGACGGAGACGCGGGGCGCUACUGUUGUGUAUGCCACGCACAUUUUUGAUGGACUGGACGACUGGCCGACGCACCUGCACUACCUGAACCGCCACGGUGCCACGGGCUGGCAGGGGCCCAUGGGCGAGCUUGAAUUAUACUCAAAGUUAAGGAAGGAGGGCCACCCGUCGCCGAUGCUCAAGAUCGCGACGACGUGGCUCCGCGCGGAGAUCGCCGAGUACGGCGUCCAGGUCGAGGGCGCGGAUGGCGAGGGCGCGCGCGAGUCGAAGAACCCGAACGCGCUGUCGACGGACCGCGGCGGCGGCUUCAACCCGGGGCGGAUGCUGUCGUACAAGGCCUAGGUGCUGUUUGUCUCUCGCUUCGGAGGAGGCCGGCGCCGUUCUGCGCCGCCGCCCUUCCCCUCGAUGUGUGUAAUAACCUUCUUUCUU
Messenger RNA from Pelagomonas calceolata, 1140 nucleotides. The record is from the annotation of a GenBank genome assembly. NCBI's taxonomy places the organism in Eukaryota, Pelagophyceae, Pelagomonadales, Pelagomonadaceae.